Messenger RNA from Elgaria multicarinata webbii, 2456 nucleotides. RefSeq names its product cadherin 7 (gene CDH7). Gene Ontology annotation, cellular component: catenin complex; plasma membrane; adherens junction. The transcript is spliced from 11 exons. Gene Ontology annotation, biological process: adherens junction organization; homophilic cell-cell adhesion; cell-cell junction assembly. Gene Ontology annotation, molecular function: calcium ion binding; cadherin binding. The coding region runs from base 1 to 2358 and encodes 785 amino acids. The record is from RefSeq and is a predicted model, not a curated record. Lineage: Eukaryota; Metazoa; Chordata; Lepidosauria; Squamata; Anguidae.
AUGAAGUUGGGAAAAGUGGAGUUCUGCCAUUUUUUGCAGAUAAUAGCUCUUUUCCUCUGUCUUUCUGGGAUGAGUCAAACAGAACUCCCAAGAUCCAGAUCAAAGCCCUAUUUCCAAUCUGGGAGAUCGCGAACCAAGCGCAGCUGGGUGUGGAAUCAGUUCUUUGUACUCGAGGAAUAUAUGGGAACUGAUCCUCUCUAUGUAGGAAAGCUUCACUCUGAUGUUGAUAAAGGCGAUGGCUCCAUCAAAUACAUCUUGUCAGGAGAAGGGGCAAGUUCCAUUUUCAUUAUUGAUGAGAACACGGGGGAUAUUCAUGCCACAAAGAGGCUUGAUCGGGAGGAGCAGGCCUACUACACCCUCCGAGCCCAAGCGCUAGAUAGACUGACAAGUAAACCCGUGGAGCCCGAGUCAGAAUUCGUCAUUAAGAUUCAGGAUAUCAAUGACAAUGAACCUAAAUUUCUGGAUGGCCCUUACACAGCUGGAGUACCUGAAAUGUCUCCUGUGGGAACUUCGGUAGUGCAAGUAACAGCUACUGAUGCAGAUGACCCUACAUAUGGCAACAGUGCCAGAGUGGUUUACAGCAUUCUUCAAGGACAGCCUUAUUUUUCUGUGGAACCAAAGACAGGUGUUAUCAAAACUGCACUUCCCAACAUGGACAGAGAAGCAAAAGACCAGUAUCUACUUGUCAUUCAAGCAAAGGAUAUGGUUGGGCAAAAUGGGGGGCUCUCUGGGACCACUUCUGUCACUGUCACCCUUACAGAUGUCAAUGACAACCCUCCACGCUUUCCCCGCAGAUCGUACCAAUAUAAUGUCCCAGAAUCACUACCCGUGGCUUCAGUGGUGGCAAGAUUAAAGGCUGCAGAUGCUGAUGUGGGACCUAACGCUGAAAUGGAAUAUAAGAUCGUAGAUGGUGAUGGCCUGGGAGUUUUUAAAAUUUUAGUAGACAAAGAAACACAAGAAGGAAUAAUUACCAUACAAAAGGAGCUGGAUUACGAAGCCAAAACUAGCUAUACUUUGAGAAUAGAAGCAGCAAAUAAGCAAGUUGACCCUCGCUUUCUGAGCCUUGGGCCAUUCAGUGAUAUGACGACAGUGAAGAUCAUUGUGGAGGAUGUCGAUGAACCACCUAUAUUUACUUCACGUUUGUACACCAUGGUGGUAUCUGAAGCAGCCAAAGUGGGCACCAUCAUUGGAACUGUAGCAGCCCAUGACCCAGAUUCAUCUAACAGUCCUGUCAGGUACUCAAUUGAUCGAAACACAGACCUGGAGAGAUAUUUCAAUAUCGAUGCCAGCAGUGGGGUCAUUACCACAGCGAAGCCAUUGGACAGAGAAACAAAUGCUGUUCAUAACAUCACUGUCUUGGCUAUGGAAAGUCAAAACCCCUCGCAAAUUGGGAGGGGAUACGUGGCCAUCACUAUCCUUGACAUCAAUGACAACGCUCCCGAGUUCGCCAUGGAUUAUGAAACUACAGUCUGUGAAAAUGCAGAACCUGGCCAGGUGAUUCAGCGAAUCAGUGCUGUUGACAAAGACGAUCCACCUAGUGGCCAUCACUUUUCCUUCAGUUUGGCAGGAGAAGCAGCAAAUAACCAUAACUUUACAUUGCAAGAUAAUAAAGACAACACAGCAUCUAUACUAACCAGACGAAAUGGAUUUCGGAGACAGGAUCAAUCGGUUUACUAUUUGCCAGUAUUCAUUGUGGACAGUGGCUCUCCUUCUCUAAGUAGCACCAAUACGCUCACGAUCCGAGUGUGUGAUUGUGAUGCAGAUGGCAAUGCCCAAACAUGCAACGCAGAGGCCUACAUCUUGCCAGCAGGACUUAGCACUGGAGCACUCAUAGCGAUCCUGGCUUGCGUUCUGACAUUGCUAGUGCUUGUCCUGCUGAUUGUUACAAUGAGACGACGGAAAAAAGAGCCCCUCGUUUUUGAUGAAGAGAGAGAUAUCAGGGAAAACAUAGUCAGAUAUGAUGAUGAGGGAGGUGGAGAGGAAGACACGGAGGCAUUUGACAUGGCCGCCUUGAGGAACCUCAACAUCAUCCGAGACACCAAGACCAGGAGGGAUGUGACUCCAGAAAUCCAGUUCCUGAGUAGACCAUCAUUUAAAAGCAUCCCGGAUAAUGUUAUUUUUCGGGAAUUUAUUUGGGAAAGACUAAAAGAGGCUGAUGUGGAUCCGUGUGCACCGCCAUAUGAUUCCCUGCAGACAUACGCAUUUGAGGGAAAUGGUUCAGUGGCUGAGUCACUCAGCUCAUUAGAUUCUAUCAGUUCAAACUCUGAUCAGAAUUAUGAUUACCUCAGUGACUGGGGGCCUCGUUUUAAACGGCUUGCAGACAUGUAUGGAACAGGACCAGAAAAUUUGUAUUCAUAGCCUUUGAACCUUUCUAUGACAAUGCACUAAAGAAAAAGAAAAUUAAAAAAAAAAACAGACUCAAUAUCUGAACUAAGGAAAAUCUGUAAAUAUUUCUU